Messenger RNA from Metarhizium acridum CQMa 102, 909 nucleotides. Lineage: Eukaryota; Fungi; Ascomycota; Sordariomycetes; Hypocreales; Clavicipitaceae. The record is from RefSeq and is a predicted model, not a curated record.
AUGCUCGCACGCGCCGGCGAUUUGCUCCCAAAGAGUUGGUCCUGCAAGAAGACGCUAGUCGCUUUAGAGGUGCAAGCUGCCCGCCAGACCCGCAGCCUGUCAAGUCAGCCCCACCACCCGCAGCCGGGGCCACCGGUCCCCGCUCUGCCCUCUGCGGGGCGCGUCAUCACGAAUAGCGCCGGGGCUGAUUGGCCGCUUGUUAGUCGACAGGACGACGGUCACCAACAAACGAAUAUUUACAACCGCAAGCAUUCGCCCAGCGCCGCCAGCAGCGGAGCCGCCUACUCGCUCGUCAUCCGUCGUCAUCUGGGGCACAACCUAGCCGGCGGCCCUCGAAUCGGUAAAGGCACAAAGUCACACCACACCAGGCACCUCGCUCGACAUCGCCACCCGACUCGCUUGCGCCGCAAUGUCGCGCUACUUCCCGCACACGUCGUACGCAGAAGACCAGCCGCUGCCGCACGUCGUGCUCGCGGCGCACGUGCUCACGCGCUCGCUGGCGGCAGGAUCCCUCGUCGGGCUGGGCGUCACGGCCGCGAGGCAGGCGGUGCCGGCGUGUCGCACCGCAUCUUGAGGGCGUCGUCGGCCGGCGCGCUCUGGGGCCUGGGCGUCGGGGCGGCCGUGGUGGCUGGGCGCAUGUACGGCCGGGAGCCCGUCGAGUGGCAGGACAGGAGCUGGCGGCUGUUGGAGAACAGGGGCCAGCUCGAGAUGGACGACUGGACGUAUCUCGGCAUGGGGAGCGGCGUCGCCGCCGCCUGGGCCACGGGCAGUCUGAAGGGCCUGGGCGGGCGGGGAGUGCUGGGGGCCGUGGGCGCUGGAGGAGUGGUUGGCGGGCUGGCUUGGGCGGGCUGGCGGUUUGGCGUGAAUGGGGGCAGGUUCAAGGAGAAGCCCAAGGAGGGCGACUUGUGA